AUGUGGCGAUAUUUGCCAGUCGGCGAUCUGCUUGUAGACGUCAUGAUCAGUCGUGACUUGGAUUCACCUCUCACUCAACGUGAACGUGCUGCUGUCGAUGAAUGGCUUUCUAUGAAGGUUAUCUUUCAUGCCAUGAGAGACCAUCCUCGUCAUAAUACUCCACUGAGAACAUUCAAUCAUCCAACUCUAUUGUGCAAAUAUGAUCAAGAGGCCAAUACUGAAUUUGUACCACCAGAAAUGCGCUCGUCAGUGAAAAAUAGCUCGAUAUGCUAUGCAGUGGCCGACUUAUUGACCAUUACAGAAUGGAAACAAGAAAAAGUAUUGAAUAGAACUUAUCGACAUCCUGUACACUUGAUCAGUCAGUGGUAUCAAGAAAUGAACAUCCGUAGACGUCGCGAACUCAUCAAUGUUUUACAUAUGAAUGUGAUCAACGAAGCAGUGACAAAUAUUCAUCUGCUUCAACCAUACAAUGCGCCUUGUACUGUUGAACAUGAUGUUCAAGUUGAUCCGAGCUUUCCGUUUGCUCUUUUCAAAUCCAAGUUGAUAAUUCGAUCUCUUAAAAAAUCAUCAUCUGAGCGCUUGACUAUCCAAGAAGCUAUCGAUUAUGCCAAUGAAAAUAUCUAUUCAGGCUAUGCUAUUCUCAUCAAUUUGGACAUUUUCUUCGAUCGAAGUUUGACACUUUUACGAAACUCUCGGAUGAUUGACUGUAAGAUGGCUUUUUAUCUUUCUCGAUACGAGAUCGAUCCAAACAUCACCACACUCGGUCUUCAAUGCUCGAAGAAAUAUGUGGGUAGUCAUGACGUUCUUAUCUUUCAUCCACCGAUGCCAUCGAAUAUUUCUCGCCAACUGCCAUUCGAAAUGGGCACAUGGAAUGUAGAAAUGAAAGUUGUUUAUGAACUCAUUCAGCAUGGUUACACUGUGCGAAACGUCUGCAAGUCAUUGCGCGCAUGGCAUUUGCAUUCUAGUCAAGUGCGACAUCGCAAAAUGCCUUGGAAUAAGAUCAUAUCUCACAACUUACUCCACUUGACUCUGCGCUAUCCUGAAACUCUAUAAAGAUGAUUUAACAUACAAAUUUGUUAGACUAUUCAUACCAUUAUAUUCUAUUAUACUUUUUUCACCAACCACUUCAUUCAUUUAAUCUCAAUAGCAAAACUUCAUUGAUAUUGAGAAAAAUUUAAUGUCCUUUUUUUUCUUACAGUUUUCUUUUUCUCAAAUUAAGCGACGUUACUUUUGUUUGAUAGCAAGUAACCCUGAACACAUUUGAUAAUUUUCUGUUUAGUUAUAAAAAGUCGAGCACAUCUUGUAGCGCAAUGAAGAAUUCAAUAUUGUCAUUAUUCGAUGUAGAUCAAAUAAAAAAACCAUCAGAUUUAAUUGAAAAUUUUUAUUAUAUUCAGAUUCACUUUAAUACUGGAAGACAGGAAAUCUUGUUCGUUAGUAAAUGAAUAAAAAUUAGCUUUAGCUGACAUUCAUUUAAAUAUACUCGGUGACAUAUAUUCGUUUGGACAAAUUG
Molecule: messenger RNA, 1510 nt
Organism: Rotaria sordida
Lineage: Eukaryota; Metazoa; Rotifera; Eurotatoria; Philodinida; Philodinidae
Source: the annotation of a GenBank genome assembly